Gopherus flavomarginatus (Mexican gopher tortoise) is the source of this 375-nucleotide messenger RNA. RefSeq names its product oligosaccharyltransferase complex subunit 4, non-catalytic (gene OST4). The transcript is spliced from 3 exons. The record is from RefSeq and is a predicted model, not a curated record. The coding region runs from base 104 to 217 and encodes 37 amino acids. Gene Ontology annotation, cellular component: oligosaccharyltransferase complex. Lineage: Eukaryota; Metazoa; Chordata; Testudines; Testudinidae.
CGGCGGACAGAGCGUCCCCGCCCCACAAUGCACCGCGCCGCGACCGGAAUCAGCAGCCGCUGGCGGGACGUGUCCGAGGAGCCUCAGAGCCGCAGCCUGCGCGAUGGUCACCGACGUGCAGCUCGCCAUCUUCGCCAACAUGCUGGGCGUGUCGCUCUUCCUGCUCGUGGUUCUCUACCACUACGUGGCUGUCAACAACCCCAAGAAGCAGGAGUGAGGGGCCGCCCCGCAGAGCCCAAGCCCUGAGCACGGCCUGCCAUGGCCAGAAGCAGAGCUGACAGCCGCGUCAGGCCCCGCAGCCUGGCUCCACAUCGCACCCCGCCGUAGCUUUGUGCAAACAAACCCGCUGGACACAAAUAAAGGGCUGGAACCUCC